Corylus avellana is the source of this 1737-nucleotide messenger RNA. The record is from RefSeq and is a predicted model, not a curated record. NCBI's taxonomy places the organism in Eukaryota, Viridiplantae, Streptophyta, Magnoliopsida, Fagales, Betulaceae.
AUGAUCGAGAGUGAUCCAAAGGAAGCAUAUAUGCUCUUCAGCCCAUGGGGCAAAAGAAAAGGUGGAUUCCUGGCUCGCAUGUUCGUUUUUGUGUUGGGGGCCUUGGAGAAUAUGGGAUUUGUAGCUAACAUGUCAACCAUGGUUCUGUAUUUUAAGCUUGUCAUGCAAUUUGAUCUAUCCGCUUCUUCAAACACUCUUACCAACUUCAUGGGUUCAGUUUGGCUUCUCUCUGUCCUAGGAGCCUUCAUCUCAGACACUUACUUAAGCCGACUCCAUACAUGUUUGACAUUUGGAACUAUGGAAGUACUUGCUUUGAUGAUGGUUACUACUCAAGCUUAUGCGAAAGACAUGCAUCCUGAUCCUUGUCGCAAGUCAAGUUGUGUCAAAGGUGGUAAAGCUUCCAUGUUUUACACCUCCCUUUGUCUAUUAGCACUUGGUGCAGGUGGAGUAAAGGGGUCUAUUGCAGCACUUGGUGCUGAUCAGUUUGAUCGUAAGGAGGAGAGAGGAAAGAAGCACCUAGCAAGUUAUUUUAACUGGUUUUUACUAAGUACAACCAUUGGAUCCAUAGUAGGAGUUACUGUGAUUGUGUGGGUUAGCAUGAACAAAGCUUGGUACUGGGGUUUUUUUAUUGGCACGAUGGCUGCCCUUGUUGGAUUCAUCUUUCUUGCUCUUGGAAAGUCCUUCUACAACUUCCAACCCCUAGGGAGAAGCCCUUUUUUGAAGAUUGCACAAGUUAUAGUGGUUGCAAUUAGAAACAGAAGGUUGUCAAUACCAAAAAAUACUGAUGAUCUGUAUGAGAUCAAUGAUGAAGAUAGAGAUCCAUCUGAAGAAAAGCUUUCACAUACUAGCCAAUUCAGGUUACUUGAUAAAGCUGCUAUUCUUCAUGAAGGCAUGACUCCAGAGCCAUGGAAAGUUUGCACAGUUACCCAAGUUGAAGAAGUCAAGAUCCUAACAAGGAUGCUGCCCAUUAUAGCAAGCACAAUUAUCAUGAACACAUGCAUGGCACAGCUGCAAACAUUCUCAGUGCACCAAGGGUACUUCACGGAUCCCUAUAUUGGCUCAUACAAGUUCCCUACAGCAUCAAUACCAGUAAUACCACUGGUUUUCAUGUCCAUCCUCAAACCCAUCUACGAGUUUGUCGUCGUCCCUUUCGCUCGAAAGCUUACCGGCCAUCCAUCCGGCAUCACACAGCUUCAACGAGUUACAGUGGGACUCGUUCUCUCUAUUAUUUCAAUGGCUGUAGCAGGCAUUGUAGAAGUGAAGAGAAGGAACCAGGCCAACAAAAACCCCUUGCAGCCCAUAAGCCUAUUCUGGCUUUCCUUCCAAUACGGCAUUUUUGGAAUUGCUGACAUGUUCACCAUUGUGGUACUACUGGAGUUCUUCUACAAGGAAGGUCCAUCAGGAAUGAGAUCACUGUCUACUUCAUUCACCUACUUGUCUCUAUCUUUCGGCUACUUCUUGAGCAGUAUAUUCGUCGACCUUGUAAACUCAAUCACCAAGAGGAUUACUCCAAGCAAACAAGGUUGGCUGCAUGGAGAUAACUUGAAUGAUAACAAGUUGAAUCUUUUUUAUUGGUUCCUAGCCAUUCUUAGCACCCUCAACUUUGCAAACUAUCUCUAUUGGGCGUCAUGGUACAAGUACAAGAAAGACACUUCUGCAGAGUCAGGGACAAAUCUAAGACACAGAAUGGAUCGAUCCUGCCAUGACAAUGAAGAAACAACUCAGAUUUUGAAAUAA